Erpetoichthys calabaricus (reedfish) is the source of this 3718-nucleotide messenger RNA. RefSeq names its product gamma-aminobutyric acid type A receptor subunit alpha2a (gene gabra2a). Gene Ontology annotation, cellular component: postsynapse; synapse; neuron projection. Gene Ontology annotation, molecular function: inhibitory extracellular ligand-gated monoatomic ion channel activity; GABA-A receptor activity; GABA-gated chloride ion channel activity. Gene Ontology annotation, biological process: gamma-aminobutyric acid signaling pathway; monoatomic ion transmembrane transport; synaptic transmission, GABAergic. The transcript has 10 exons. The record is from RefSeq and is a predicted model, not a curated record. The coding region runs from base 622 to 1986 and encodes 454 amino acids. Lineage: Eukaryota; Metazoa; Chordata; Cladistia; Polypteriformes; Polypteridae.
CGCAACCAUUGCGGUCUUACUGUCAUGUUGCAAGGAACGGUAUGACUCGGAGGCAUGCAGUAUGUAGAGAUGUCAGUACAGCAAAAAUAAUACACGUUUGCUUAUUGUCAGAAUUUCACAUUGGCUUUUUUUGUUUCCUUUCACGUCACGUAGCAAACACCACUGGGAAACCGAUUCAGCUUUCUGAUGGUUCAUCUCUGAGAAUUGUUUUUUUUUUUGUCUUCUUGCUUUACAUGUCAAGCUUUAGGACCCGGCGGGACUCCUCCUCUUUCUUUGUAGUUUUGUUUCCCCGUUUUAGGGCUGCAGUGAAUUAGGAGCCGAAUGUCAGAAGGUGAAAAAGGAGCCAAAAUUCAUGGCUGGUUUCAUACAGAUCGCUAACUGGAGUAAGACGCUAUAACAUGAAUGUGUACAACAGGCGGCCCAAGUGAUUUUUCCAGUGUAAGGAAUUUAUUCAGGCUCGCCCUUGUUUCUCUUGCGCGUUCACGGGGUCUUACCUAAACCACACGGAACAGCAUCCUAGUGCUGCAGUGUGCUCUUAGGCAUAACUUUCGCAUCUUCUUCCUCCACAUUAAGAUCAGUCCAAGGGAAACUCAAUCUUAUUUUCAGGUUUCCAGUUCCGCUAUGAAGAAGAUACUCUACACGUUCCAGUGCUUGUGUAUUUGUAUUUCCUUGACGAUACUAUGGCAGUCAAGAUCAGCCAUGGCUAGUUCCUCGGAAGAUGAAAUGAAAAAUAAUAUCACCUAUUUCACUAAAAUUCUUGACAGUCUUUUGGAUGGCUAUGAUAAUCGACUGAGACCUGGAUUAGGAGAUCGUGUAACAGAAGUAAAGACUGACAUAUAUGCGACAAGUUUUGGACCUGUGUCUGAUACGGAUAUGGAAUACACAAUAGAUGUCUUCUUUAGACAAAGCUGGAAAGAUGAAAGAUUAAAAUUUAAAGGACCUAUGAACAUUCUUCGGCUAAACAACUUGAUGGCCAGUAAAAUUUGGACUCCCGAUACUUUUUUUCAUAAUGGGAAGAAGUCUGUGGCCCAUAAUAUGACAAUGCCUAAUAAACUUCUCAGAAUUCAAGAUGAUGGGACACUUUUAUAUACUAUGAGGCUUACUGUGCAAGCUGAAUGCCCAAUGCACCUUGAAGAUUUUCCCAUGGACACUCAUGCCUGCCCAUUAAAGUUUGGUAGCUAUGCCUAUACAACAUCAGAAGUAACCUAUAUUUGGACACGAAAUGCUACUGAAUCAGUAGUUGUUGCAGAAGAUGGAUCUAGAUUGAACCAGUAUGAUUUACUUGGACAAACUGUUGGAAAGGAAACUGUAAAAUCCAGUACAGGUGAAUAUACAGUCAUGACAGUACAUUUUCAUCUCAAGAGGAAGAUUGGAUACUUUGUGAUUCAAACAUAUUUACCAUGCAUAAUGACUGUCAUUUUAUCACAAGUGUCCUUUUGGUUGAACAGAGAGUCUGUUCCUGCAAGAACAGUUUUUGGUGUAACUACAGUACUGACUAUGACUACUUUGAGUAUCAGUGCAAGAAAUUCACUUCCCAAAGUAGCAUAUGCAACAGCCAUGGAUUGGUUUAUAGCUGUCUGUUAUGCCUUCGUCUUUUCUGCAUUGAUAGAAUUUGCCACAGUGAACUAUUUUACAAAGAGAGGAUGGGCCUGGGAUGGAAAGACAGUAGUGAAUGAUAAGAAAAAAGAGAAAGCUUCAAUCAUUAAGAAAAACAACGCUUAUGCUGUGGCUGUUGCAAACUAUGCACCAAAUAUUACAAAGGACUCAGUAUUGCCUACCAUCUCUAAAAGUGCCACUGCAGAUCCAAACAAAGCAAAGCCAGAUGCGAAACCACAGGAAGCCAAGAAGACAUUCAACAGCGUAAGCAAAAUUGACAGGAUGUCCAGAAUAAUGUUCCCUGUUUUAUUUGGAACCUUUAAUUUGGUGUACUGGGCUACAUAUUUAAACAGGGAACCAGUCAUAAAAGGAUUAGUGCCAUCCAAAUAGGUGAUCAGAUAUACUGUAUGAGAAUUCUAAAUAUAGGACUGAUGAAAUGCCAAAUACAACAAAUAACUGCUAAUAUAUGUGCUUUUGGUAAGUCUGUAAAAGGCAGCCAAGCACGAGUACAAAUGUUUUCUUAAUGCUUCAUUGUCACUAUUUAAAUAUUGUUAGAAUACAGUAUUUGUUUUCUUAAACUUGGUAUUUCAUUUUCUUGUUGUUAAAAUGUUUGGAAGUAUUCAUUUCUUGCCAUUUUUGAUAUUUCAUUUUUCCCAUAUUUUUAGAAUACAAAUGAUUCGCUGUUACAUUUAAAGCCACAUGUAGCUGCACUAUACACUAUGCCAGUUUCUCUGCUUUUUGUCUGUGUUUGUCAGCAACAGUUGUACUAUGUUGAUUUUUGUCUUCAGCUAGUGAAUUUUUUGAGGACCAAAAUACCUGCAAGUGCUUAAAUCUGAAGGAUACUUAAAAUUGAUCCUUUUUUCUAUUUAGUUUUUCACCAAAUAAUUAUGGAAUUUUGAAAUCCAUUUUUUAAAUCUAUUUCAUAGAUAUUUACGACUUUAAGCAACUACUCUGUCUCAGCUAAAAGAUGUGUUUCAUAAAUAAUUUGAAAUAGGGUUACUGAAUUAGAAUGUCACAUUUGAAAAUUGAAGUAAUGAUGACCUCAAACAAGUUCAACAUGUAACUUUCAAAGAAAAGUUUAUUUUUUUUGUGAUUUUCACAACAAAUUAAUUGGCCAUAAUUUUAGCUCUGACUGCUCCCUGCAGUGAACAUCUCGAAGGGUUUUUAUUUAUGUGUGUAUGUCUGUGUGUUUUUAUGUAUUUAUUUAUACAUCAGAUCAUCUCAAAAAUGAUAACCAUUCACUGAAUAUUGUAAAAAAAAUGCAUUUUGAUUCAUUGACAAGUUAUCAAAAACAUUUCUAAAGAGCACUGCCUCUCUAUUUUAUUGGGCAGGUAGCUAUGCUGAUGUAAAAUGAUUCUGACCCAAUAUACUUGAUAUCCAUAAAGAUGAUUUACUGUUAAAAUAGAGUUUGUCAUUUUCAUAUGCAAGUAAAAGUUUAGUAUUGUCAGCUAAUUCUUGACUCAUUCAUUUUUUUUCUCAAAUGAUAUAAUAACCACUUGUAAAUUCAUUAUUGUGACUCAUAAACUAUUGUAAAUGUACAGUAAAUGAUACAUUAUUAUUUAGAAUAGAACUAAUAGAAAUAAUUAUUGUUCAAAAAUUCACUGAAUUAAUUAUUAUUAAUUUUAAGUGCACAUCUUUGCAUCAAACAGCAGCCAGGGAUGACUUUAAGAUAUUUCUUAAAUACCCCAUUUAUAUUAAAUAAAAAUGUUUUUAUUGCUUUCUUGAUUCGUCUCACUGAGUGACAAUUUUUUGAGAAAAAAAUUAAUUUUAUACAUACAUUAGCAGUUGUUAGUUGAUAUGAAUACAGAAAGAUCUUUGUUAUAAAAAUUUUUAUUGUAAGUAAAUAUAAAGUUUAGUGCAAAUUGUUACAGUAGUGUACAGUAAAAACUUAAAUAAUACUUUCUAAGGUGUGGUGCACAAUAUUGCAAUCUCCUUAUGAUGUAAAGAAAAGUGUUUCUUUAAAGUAUUUAAAUUGUACGUUCUGGAAUUUAAAGAGGGAAAUCAUAUGUUGGAUUCUCUGUUUUGCCCCAACUUGCUUUUAUUAUUAUUAUUAUUAUUUGGUUUGUUGUAAUAUUCUAGUGUCCUGCAUGUGAUAAUGGUGUCAAAGUCACAAAUUUAAUUU